Brassica oleracea var. oleracea is the source of this 764-nucleotide messenger RNA. Its product is annotated as auxin-responsive protein IAA33-like. Gene Ontology annotation, cellular component: nucleus. Gene Ontology annotation, biological process: regulation of DNA-templated transcription. The transcript has 2 exons. The record is from RefSeq and is a predicted model, not a curated record. Lineage: Eukaryota; Viridiplantae; Streptophyta; Magnoliopsida; Brassicales; Brassicaceae. Gene Ontology annotation, molecular function: protein binding. The coding region runs from base 119 to 601 and encodes 160 amino acids.
CACUCUCAACACACAAAACCCUUUGAAUUCCUUAUAACGGAUGUUGUUACAAAUACCCUAAAACCCUAAUCUCAGUACGAGCAGUUUCCAGCCACAAAUCCAAGACUCUUCAAAAAGAAUGUUUCAUCAAGACAACACAACGCAACAAAGUCGUGACACAACGACAAGAACACCAUCCUUCAUGUCAAACACUCUUUCGAGAAACCCUAAUAGCAGCUCAAGCUCCGGAGCCGCCGGGAGAUUCCCAAGGUUUGGACUCAACGUCGACGACGAUCUAGUUUCAUCCGUGGUUCCUCCGGUUACCGUUGUGCUCGAGGGACGUUCUAUCUGCCAACGCGUUAGCCUAGAUAAACAUGAGAGUUAUCAAAGCUUGGCUUUGGUUCUGAGGCAAAUGUUUGUAGAUGGAGCUGAUUCGACUUCCGGGACUGAUGAUCUUGAUCUGUCUAACGCCAUUCCUGGACACCUUAUUGCUUAUGAAGACAUGGAGAACGAUCUCCUUCUUGCUGGUGAUCUCAGUUGGAAGGACUUUGUUCGGGUAGCGAAGAGAAUUCGAAUCUUGCCGGUGAAAGGGAACACAAGAAAGGAUAGAAGAAACGAGUGAGUGAGAGUAGAGAUAACGUUUUGCCAACGAUGUCAGAAGAUGUUUUGUAGCAGCCUAGCUAUGUGUCGGUGAUUCCCAAGGGCAUUAUUGUAAACUUACUACCAUAUGUGUUUUCUUCUUUGUUCGCUUAGAGCAUCCGCAAUGGUGAAAGCUCACCAUGGAA